This is a messenger RNA of Linum tenue, 666 nucleotides long. NCBI's taxonomy places the organism in Eukaryota, Viridiplantae, Streptophyta, Magnoliopsida, Malpighiales, Linaceae. The record is from the annotation of a GenBank genome assembly.
CCGCCUGGUCCACGUGGGCUGCCGGUCGUCAGGUACCUCCCGUUCCUCCGCCGCAACGACCUCCACCGGCAGCUCACUUCCCUGGCUGAAACCCACUGCCCAAUCUACACAAUCCAGGGCCUCAACAGAUCCCUGGUCGUGGUCAGCUCCCCGGAUCUGGCGAAAGAGGUCCUUCGGGUCAACGAGUCCAUCUUCUCGACCCGCCCGAUCCCGAUUGUGGGCCGGAUCUUAACCUACGGCGGGAUCGGCCUCGCCAACCUGCCGUACGGCCCCGAUUGGGCCGGGCUGCGGAAGGUCAUGUUCCGGGAGGAUCUCAGCAGUGGGGCCCUGGACACGUGUCACGCGCUGGGCAGGGGAGCGGUUGAGGCGGGGGUGCGGGAGAUUCGCGUCGGUGAGGCGACGGGGGUGUUCGAUGCGGCGAUGAAGGUGGUGGUUGAUUCGACCCUGGCCAUGUUCUGGGGCGGCGGCGGGGAGGGAGGAGGGGCGCCGCCGAAUUUCGCGGCGGAGUAUCGGGAGGCGACGAGGGAGAUGACGGAGCUGUUGGGGCGGGCGAAUGUCCGUAGAAGCAAGCAAUCGUCAAAGUUUUUCUUAGUCUACAACUCUAACCCGUCGCCGGUGAGCUUUUCCCCGAAUGGCUACUUCCCUAAUCUCUCCACUCACAGAUGA